UUUUUUUCCUGCAGCGCGCUUGCUCUCAGCAUCUUUCCUGGAAUUUUUUUUUCUUCCCUCCUGCUGUUGGCUGAACGGCAGAAAGGGUGGGGCCGCGUCUCUGCAGUAGAGACGGCGGCGACCGCGGCUGCAGCAUCCUUGAGCGCCUCGGCGGCAGCCAUGCUCGGCCUCCGCAGGAGGUGAUCGCCUUUGAGCCCCUUUGGGUGGCCAGCUCGGAGCGGACCCCCCGAGGACGGGAGACCCCAAAGCUGCGUCGGCGGACCCUGCCGCGCCGGUCUGCCUCCGCGCCAUGGCUUAAGCCCGCAGCCACCACCUCUCGCCUUGUCGCCUGGCUCGGCCGGGGUCUGCGCGCCGCCGCCGCCGCUGCAGCAGCUCCAGGGAGGGGCGCGUCCCAGACACCGCGUCCCUCGCCCUUCGCUGCCCGCUGCAGACUGCGCGCCCCAGAUCUUUGCAGCCUCUCCGGGAGGUCCUGACAGCAGCAGCGGGCGAUCGAGGGACUGAACGGACUUGGAGCUCAGUGACAGCUCGGCCUGCCCGACCUUCCCGGGUGCUCUCAGCGGGUAGCUAGCUAGCUCCAUCCCACCCCGGGGCGCGGCGGGCUAGCUGGCCUAGUUGAGGUUCGGGGAGAAGCCCGGAGGGGGGCAAUAAAAUCCGAGACUUAUUUCAGAACCCCCCAAAGCAAGAAGGGAGGGUCGGCUUUGCAGCGUUCGCAUCAUGGCGUGGCCGUGCAUCACUCGGGCCUGCUGCAUCGCCCGCUUCUGGAACCAGCUGGACAAGGCGGACAUCGCCGUGCCCCUGGUCUUCACCAAGUACUCGGAGGCCACCGAGCACCCCGGAGCCCCGUCGCAGCCGCCGCCGCCGCCGCCGCCGUCGCUGCAGCAGGCGCAGCCGGCUCCCGGGCCCCCCUCGGCGCGCACCGUCGCUAUAGAGACGCAGCCGGCCCAGGGGGAGCUGGAUGCGGUUGCCCGGGCAACGGGGCCGGCGCCUGGACCGAGCGCGGAACGCGAAGGCGCGGGCGCCCAUGGCCGGGCUCCCGGGGCGGGCUCCGGCCCGGGCCCGGCCGACUCGGUGAUGCGGCAGGACUACCGCGCCUGGAAGGUGCAGCGGCCCGAGCCGAGCUGCCGGCCGCGCAGCGAGUACCAGCCUUCGGACGCGCCCUUCGAGCGCGAGACUCAGUACCAGAAGGAUUUCCGCGCCUGGCCGCUGCCGCGCCGCGGGGACCACCCGUGGAUCCCCAAGCCCGUGCAGAUCCCCGCCGCGGCCCCGGCCCAGGCGGCGGCUCCCGUGCUCGGGGGCGCUCCCCGGCGGCGGCCGCAGAGCCAGGAGCGCUGGCCGGUGCACCAGGCCGCCGAGGCUCCCGAGCAGGACGCGGCCACCAGCGGGCCGGGGGGCCCUGCGGCGGCCGGGAAGCCAUCCGGAGGGGAGGAACGCGACACGCGCAGGAAGGCUGGGGCCGCCUGGAUGGUGCGUCGCGCCGAGGGCCUGGGGCCAGACCAGCAGGACCCCGUGCAGGCCCCGGCCCAGCCCCGCGAGACGGGCAAGGCGCGCGCGGCGGCUGAUGCCCUCAACAGGCAGAUCCGAGAGGAGGUGGCGACUGCGGCCGGCAGCUCCUACAGGAAUGAAUUCAGAGCUUGGACCGACAUCAAGCCUGUGAAGCCCAUCAAGGCCAGGUCUCAGUACAGACCCCCAGGAGAUAAGAUGUUUCAUGAGACCAGCUACAGCGCCCAGUUCAAAGGGGAAGCUAAUAAGCCAACGUUGACUGAUAAUAAGGUUAUUGAUCGCAGGAGAAUACGCAGCCUCUACAGUGAGCCUUUCAAGGAGCCUCCAAAGGUGGAGAGACCUAGUGUCCAGAGUUCCAAACCAAAAAAGACCUCAGUGAGCCAUAAGCCCCAGAGGAAGGCCAAAGACAAGCAAGUGGUGUCGGGUCGGGCGGCCAAGAAAAAGAGCGCCGAGGCCAGCACCACUCCUGCCGCCGCCAAGGAGCAAAGUAAAGAGAUGAACAAUAAACUGGCUGAGGCAAAAGAGAGUCGCGUGGAGCCCACCAAGGACUCAAGUAAGAAUCGAGGUCCGGUAGCCACGGAGCCAAGUCCAGUGGUCCCAGCACCUCUGAAAGAUCAAGGGCCUGGAAUCCAACAGCCUCCAAAGAACAAAGGCCCCCUGGAGCUUCUGAAAGAGCCAGGUCCUGUGACCCCAGGAUCACUAAAGGAUCCAGGACCCAAAGUCCUGGCAUCAGUGAAGGAGCAAGAUCGCCCGAUACCCGAGCCUUUAAAGAAUACAGGUCCUGGGAUCUUGGCACCCAUCAGGGAGCCUCCAAUGAAUCAAAGUCCUGCGGUUGCAGCAGGGAUUAAGGACCAAGGUUCCUUGGCCCAAGAGCCUCCCAAGAACCAAAGUCCUCCAGUUUCCACACCUAUCAAAGAUCAAGGGCCUGUGGUACCAGGGCCUCUGAAGGAUCAAAGAAUCACAGUCACUGCACCUGGAAUCAAGGAAGACCCCAUGAAGAACCAAGGUGGAGGGGUCCUGGAGCCCCAGAAAGAUCGCAAUGUGGCAGCAGUGAUAUCUACAAAGAACCAGGACCCUGUGGUCCCCACACCAGUCAAAGACCAGGGCCCUGUGAUCUCUACACUAAUCAGAAAUCAGAGUCCUGUUAUCUCUACACUAAUCAGAGAUCAGAGUCCUGUAGUCCCUGCACUAAUCAGAGACCAGGGCCCUCUGGUCUCCACAGAAAUCAAAGACCAGGGCCCUGUGGUCUCAGCACUAAAGAAAGACCAGGGCCCUGUGGUCCCAGAACCUCCAUGGAAUCAAGGUCCUGUGGUCCCUGAGUCCAUAAAGAGUCAAGUUCCUAUAAUUCCAGUGCCUCUUAAAGGUCACGAUCCUCUGGUGCCACCAGCAGCAAAGGACCAAGGUCCUGUGGUCUCUGAGCCACUGAAGAUUCCAGGCCCUCGUGGCCCACAGCUGCCCACUGUCCCACCUCCACCCCCAGUCAUGAUCCCAACUGUCCCCCAUUCAGAAUAUAUCGAGGGUUCCCCUUGAGGCCCACCCCUUGACAUGCCAAGGAAGGAGCUGGUAGUGAAAGUGCUCCCGCCAGGGGCAGCGGAGAUACAUAUUUAAUCUGCAUGAAACAUGUAUUGUAUAGUCUUGCUGGAAUCUAAUAAAAUUGGUCCCUCUGGCUCAUCAA
Suncus etruscus (white-toothed pygmy shrew) is the source of this 3175-nucleotide messenger RNA. RefSeq names its product microtubule associated protein 6 (gene MAP6). Gene Ontology annotation, molecular function: microtubule binding; calmodulin binding. The transcript has 4 exons. The record is from RefSeq and is a predicted model, not a curated record. Bases 715 to 3030 code for a protein of 771 amino acids. Gene Ontology annotation, biological process: microtubule cytoskeleton organization; dendrite morphogenesis; cytoskeleton-dependent intracellular transport. Gene Ontology annotation, cellular component: microtubule; cis-Golgi network; dendrite. NCBI's taxonomy places the organism in Eukaryota, Metazoa, Chordata, Mammalia, Eulipotyphla, Soricidae.